UGAUUGAAUUUAUAACCCAACCUUACCUGAAUGAAUAAAAGUGUCUGAAGGUUUCUGGAAUGAGGAAGAAAGGACUUUUGUGAUAGGUAACACUUGUUAUCAAUGGUUGGUUAAUAUUAAUGUUAAUGUUAAUGUUAUGUUGUCUUAUGUUGUGUUGUGGACUCAAUCUCAGUCUCACUCUGUUCUUGUAAGAGAAUGAAUUCCAUCGUUUACAUGUCUUCUAAGACUUUCCAACUAAAUCUUCUAACAAUCGGUUCUCUUCACAACGCUUUAUCUGUCACCUCUUUCUCUUUUCCUUUUCACCAUACCCACUCUCUCUCUCUUUCUUUUCCCUCUCCCUCUCCCUUCCGCCCUCCGACAACCGUCUUCUCCGCCGUCACGGCUGAGCAGCCGCCCCCGCCGCCCGUGAGAAUGGUGGCCGUCGUUGGCCACGGAGCUUCCAGCCCUCUCAAGUCCGCAUCUUGGGAGCAAGUCAUGCUUCACACUGCAAAGAGAUUGAAAUGGGUUGAUGAAGGGUACGAACUUCUUGUAUUUACUGAUGAAUGUAUUAUAUCUAAUGGACAAAUGUCCAUGAGACUCCAGAGAGAAUUACUGAAUGCUGAUAUAUUGGUAAUUGUUGCUGUUACAAACAAGGAAUCUGUUGAGUGGAUCAAUAUCAACAGCAAAACUGUUCAAAAUGUAAUAUUCCUUGACUCUUCACCAGAUUCGAAGAACAAAUUAGGAGGUUAUGAUGUUCCCGGUGAAGUGAGACGAAGUAUAUUUGGAAACUUUUUUGGAAAUUCUCAGUCUGAUGAAGCUAAAGAAUCAUAUGAAGUACUGCAAACUGUUUCCGAAGCAUGGGAUCGACAUAAUUCUGACGAUAUAAGAUUCUGUUUGCUGGUACUAAUCAAUGCUUAUAUAAGGCCAGUUCCAGUAUUGAAGAACUUGAGAGCCAAAGGUUUUUCUACCUUGAAUUGUAUGUUGAGGAACUGCGGUCGUCAGGUACUUAAUUGCUUGUUGGAUCCCAAUUGUAGAAAAGCUCUUCAGUGCUUGAAUCAAUGUAGUCCUGUUGAUCAAGUGUGCAACUACAGAUGUAUUGCUUCGUAUGAAAGUGGAAAUCUAGAAGCCUUUUCAUUAUGUGUGUUACAGAAAAACAACUGUCUUGAGUUGGAAGCUGAAAUCCCUGACAAGCCAUGUGUGCCUCCAAUGAUCAAGUUUAGGGGGCAGAACAUGAGUCAUGAAAUGGCUGAAGAUUUGUUUGUUGGUUGGUUGGGGAGUUUGCAGUGGAGCUGGCGUGUUGUAGCAGGUCAGAAUCCAGCAUAUGAUCAGUUUCCAUGCCAGUACCAGCUAUUCUAUAGGGGAAAGGCAAAAGGGUCAUUUUGGUAUGAGCCAGUAUUUCAAGUAAAAACAUUGGAAGGCCAAAUGGUGUGGAGGAGGAGAAAAUAUAGGGUCAAAAGAGGUAAGGUAGCUGGAACAUUCUAUUUCAGUGUACUAGAUAAUGGAGUUGUUUCAAAUGAGUUUUGGACCAUAGUGGAUGUUGCUGAUAAUCUUAGUUGGGGUUUGUUCCAUUAUCACGGGGCUGCUAGAGCUGCAGGGCAGUCCUAUACUGGGGCAGUACUUGUUAGUCCAGAUGGGGCUUUUCCAAGUGACAGAGAGAGGACAAAGGUAGAUGCUGCACUAGACAAAUGUGAAAUUAAAGAGUGGGAACUAUAUUCUGUUGACAAUUGUUCAUGCAAAGAUGCUCCCUUGGGAAUUCCAGAGGGUUCAAUUUUACAUACCAUAGUCCAAAUUGAAGAUCCAGAGUAGAUGUUUGUCUGAUUAUUUGUGCAUGUAACUAAUUAGAAUUGUUGAUAUUAUCAAACCAGUUACGUUCAGCAAACCUCCAGAUUCAAUAUUCAAAGCAGGUUGAGUUUUUUUUUU
This is a messenger RNA of Cajanus cajan (pigeon pea), 1899 nucleotides long. RefSeq names its product violaxanthin de-epoxidase-like protein. The record is from RefSeq and is a predicted model, not a curated record. Gene Ontology annotation, biological process: xanthophyll cycle. Gene Ontology annotation, molecular function: violaxanthin de-epoxidase activity. Lineage: Eukaryota; Viridiplantae; Streptophyta; Magnoliopsida; Fabales; Fabaceae.